ACGUGAUUGUGCUACUUAUGCAUCACAAAUUCAAGCAUUAAUGCCACAAAAAAAAUUUGAUACCAUGGCGUUUAUAUUAAAGAAAUUUUUCAUUUUUAUGCAAAUGUCGCAUGCGUUUACACCAUCUGGUGUGAAAAUUCUCGACGAAAUUACAUCUUUGGUCUUAUCAUUAUGUGGAUAA
This is a messenger RNA of Adineta steineri, 181 nucleotides long. NCBI's taxonomy places the organism in Eukaryota, Metazoa, Rotifera, Eurotatoria, Adinetida, Adinetidae. The record is from the annotation of a GenBank genome assembly.